UGCAUAAAUAUACACUGAAAAUAAAAUAAUAUUUACCAAACACAGUAAAUAAUCCAUUCGAAUAAAUUAAUAAGAAUAAAUAGAGUGAAAAAUUUUAAUUGAAGAUUAAAACUAAGUAUGAUUCGUUAUCCAUUACACAUCUGUUUGAUUAUAUGUUGUACAUAUUUAUUAUGUGUCCAAGCGGAAAGUUGCGGGCAAAAUGAAUCUUUUGAUCAAUGCGGAAGAAUUUGCGAACCUAGUUGCAAUUAUCGACGACCAAUUUGUGAUGUGGUAUGCGAAGGUGAAGGUGGCUGUAGAUGCAAUCGCAGAACUUAUAGAAACUCAGAUACCGAUUCAUGUGUGCCAGCAAGUGACUGCCCGAAAAGUUAAAAAAAAAAAUGACAUUGAAUACUAAGUAAAUAUGUCAAUAUGAUUGUUGAUUAAAUGAUAAAUUUAAUUCAAUAAAAAUAAAUAAAACUAUAA
This is a messenger RNA of Microplitis mediator, 462 nucleotides long. RefSeq names its product chymotrypsin inhibitor. The coding region runs from base 118 to 369 and encodes 83 amino acids. The transcript is spliced from 3 exons. NCBI's taxonomy places the organism in Eukaryota, Metazoa, Arthropoda, Insecta, Hymenoptera, Braconidae. The record is from RefSeq and is a predicted model, not a curated record.